UUCUUCAAAGUUUCAAACUUCAAUCAAGUCUUCAUUAGUCUUGAGAGUUGAGAUAUAAAAAGGGAUUUUGAAAUGGCUUCUUGGUUUCUUUUCUUAUUAGGGUUAUUUCUAGCUCUUGCCUCGUUGGCUCUGGCUUCUGAUCCAAUGUCCCUUCAAGAUUUCUGUGUUGCUGAUGCAAAUGCUGCAGUUCUAGUGAACGGAGUUGCCUGCAAAGAUCCCAAGAAGGUUGAAGCCAAUGAUUUCUUCUUCAGUGGACUUCACUUACCAGGCAACACAUCAAAUGCAGCAGGAUCUAAGGUCACCCCAGUAAGCGUAGCCCAAAUACCAGGACUCAACACUCUUGGGAUCUCUUUAGCUCGCAUAGACUAUACACCAUGGGGCAUCAACCCUCCCCACACGCACCCUCGUGCUUCAGAGAUCUUGACUGUAGUUGAAGGAACUCUUGAAGUUGGAUUCGUCACAUCUAACCCUGAAAAUCGUCUCAUCAGAAAGAUUUUACAGAAAGGUGAUGUGUUCGUGUUCCCUGUGAAUCUCAUUCACUUCCAGAGAAAUGUGGGAAAUUGUAAUGCUGUUGCUGUUGUAGCUCUAAGCAGCCAGAAUCCUGGGGUGGUCACCAUUGCUAAUGCAGUGUUUGGUUCUACACCUGGUAUCCCUAGUGAUGUUCUUGUGAAGGCAUUUCAGUUGGAUUCUAAGAUUGUUGAUUAUCUUCAAGCAAAGUUCUAGGGUAGAAAAUGGAAAUUUGUGAGUGGAUCUGUGUUGUUGGGAUUUUAUGUUCUUCUUGCUUGGUUGAGUAUUCAUUUGUUGUGUCUUGUUUCAUUUGUUUUCUUUAUGGAAAUAUUGAAAUAUUGUAUUUGAAUUCAAUUAUUUAAUUAGAUAUGAUGAAAUGACUUAUUUGAGAAGUUUGAACAGAAUUCAUGAAUUUAGAUUUCAUAAAAUCUAACAUAAAUAAGGUUUUAAAAAAA
Messenger RNA from Manihot esculenta (cassava), 962 nucleotides. Its product is annotated as putative germin-like protein 2-1. The record is from RefSeq and is a predicted model, not a curated record. Gene Ontology annotation, cellular component: cell wall. Lineage: Eukaryota; Viridiplantae; Streptophyta; Magnoliopsida; Malpighiales; Euphorbiaceae. The transcript has 2 exons. Bases 73 to 723 code for a protein of 216 amino acids. Gene Ontology annotation, molecular function: manganese ion binding.